CGUGCCGUGGAGCUCCCGCCGCUGCCCGCCGGGACGCGACCCCCGGGGCACCCGCCCCGCGCCCACCGGGUGCGUCCGCGGCACAACCGGGAGAGAAUCCUGCCCGCCCCUGCCCCCGGCUGCGGGUCCUGGAGCUCCGGCGGGACCCCGGCGGCGGGGCCGGGGUUAAGGACCACGGGGCGGUGGCAAGGGUAGAGCCACGCGUGGGAGACCUCCUUGGCGGGCGGGGAGGGGGGGAUGGAGAAGGGCAGGCGCUGGCAGACCUCUAGCCUUGGAGGAAAAAUCCCUUCUGGGGGCCCCUGAGGCUGUCCCCCACUUGGGGGGAUCGCGGUGCGUGUGGGAAAUGCUGGGUGUGCUGCAAUGCCCCAUUUGGGAAGGUUUUUUAAAUGAGAAACCUGGUUCUGUGGCCAGCCCAGUGCACCCCAUCCUGAAGGGAUGCAGCUGGUGCUGGGGUGGAGCAGGCGGGAUGGCUGCCCUGGGGAUCACCACGGGUCACCCAGCUCCUGGGUCGGCACAGGAGGAAAGCAGAAGGGGCGUGGGAGCUCUGCGGAGGGCAAGGACCGGGGUUUCUCCCUGGUGCCCACACCGGGACGGGUUGGGGGUGACCCUGACUUGGGUAUGGAGAGGCGGCCCGGGGUGGCCGGGUGCCAGGAGGUGGCUGGGGCAGGGUGGGGCAACCGCGGCAUCGCCGCCUUCCCUGGCAAGCAGCUUUUCAGCAAUCACAACUGAAACUUAAACAAACUAUAAAGCCUGGGCGCUGGCGCUGUGCAGCCGGGCCCUGCGGCAGACGUGGGCGCACAGAGGUGCCAGAGGACAGGGCGCCUGCCGGAGCUGCCACAAUGGAGCUGGGGAACAUCUCGCAGCCUGUGUACGGCCCUGGCCCCGAGGCACCGGGGAGCAGCAUGCUGGGCCUGGUGGGGAUGGUGCAUGGCUUCCUGCGGCUGGUGCAGCCCAACGCCCUGCCCAUAGAACUGAUCGCAGAGUUUCAGCAGCCCCAGGGUCAGGACACCGUCAGGGAGCAAGCUCAGGAGCUGCUGCUCUAUGAACUGGGUUUCCUGGUCUGCAUGGCCAUCGGGCUCCUCUUCAUCAUCCUCGUGCCCCUGGUGGGAUUCUGCUUCUGCUGCUGCCGCUGCUGUGGGAACUGUGGGGGCCGCAUGUACCAGAAGCAGCAUCGGCGCAUGGGCUGCAAGCGCCGGGCACUCUGGACCUCUGUCCUGCUGGUCUCUGGUCUCCUCCUGGCUGGUGACAUCUGCGCCUUCGUCAGCAACACUCGUUUCUCUCAGGCUGUGUGUGGCACCUUCCCCAAUGUCAAUGACACCCUGGACAACGUCCACACCUACCUGACUUCCAUCCCCCAGCAAAUCAAUUUUAUCAUCGACAGCAGCGAUGUCCCGCUGGGCCACGCCAACCACAGUGUCCAGGAAAUUGGGCCCAACUUGGGUGGCAUGAUCGUCUCGGGCAUCAGGAGCAGCACGGAUGGGGCUCUGGGAUCCCUCCAGAGCCUCUUGCAAGGGAUGGAGACGCUGGCGGCCGCCUUCAGCAACAUCACCAGCACUCACUUGCGUCUCAAGGAGCUGCAGAGCAACUACAGCCAGCGGCUGGCCAGCCUGCGGGACAGCAUCAACCAGACCCUGCAGCGCUGCGACCACCCCUGCGGCAGCGUGUCCCUGGACGGCCUCGCCUUCAGCGCCGACUUCAGCAUGAUCCCCAGUGUGGAGCAGCAGCUGGAGGCACUGGAUGGUGUGUCUGGCUCCAACAUAGCAGACAAUUUAGAGAAGGUUAACAGCACGCUGGACACGACCCCUGCCAAGGUGCAAGAGCAGUCCCAGGACAUGGUGACAAAGACCCAGGACCAGCUGGGCCUCAUCAGACGGCAGAUCAGGAGCUUGCAGGAGCAGCUGCCGCUCAUGGAUGUGGAGGAGAAUGUCGGGGCCUUUGUGGACAAUGCCAUGUCGGUGCUAGAGGAGUACAGGGAGCCGAUCAUCGCCUUGGAUGGGCUCAGGUGGAGCGUGUGUGUCCUCCUGUGCUGCAUGGUGCUGCUGGUGGUCCUCUGCAACGUCACUGGGCUGCUGCUGGGGCCCCUGGGGCUGAAGGAAAGCGUGCUGCCCACGCAGCGCAGCAGCCUCUCCAAUGCUGGCGGGAACUUCUUCAUGGCAGGGGUUGGCUUCAGCUUCAUCUUCUCCUGGCUGCUGAUGCUGCUGGUGUUGAUCACCUUUGUGCUGGGGGGGAACAUGUACAUGCUCAUCUGCGAGUCCUGGCGCAGCCAGCAGCUCUUCCAGCUCCUGGACACCCCCGGCCUGAUCCCUGGCUUCAACCUGUCGGAGCUGCUGGGCCAGGAGGGUGGCACAGCAAACUUCUCAGAGAUGUACAGGCAGUGCCAGCAAGAUGCCGCCCUGUGGCAGACACUGCACCUGGACCAGAGCGUGUCCCUGGAUGAGCUCUUGAACAUCAGCCAGUACACAGGAGAGAUCUCCACAGCCUUCGAGAAGAUGAGCAUCACCCUGAGCCCCAUCUUGCUGCUCAACCAGAGCCAGAAAGACUUGCUGCUGAAUGCCAGCCGGGCUGGGCAGCCCCCCGACUUCACCCCCACCCUGGAGCAGCUGGAUCGGAACGUGACCCAGGGAAGCCUCCUGGAUCUGGCUGCAGAGCUGGAGCAGCUGGCAGGCAAAGCGGGCGCCAGCGUGACAGAGGACCUGAAGGCUGAUGCUCGCAACCUGACGGACCUGGACAAGGAGAUGCAGAUGAGCUUCUCUGGGCCGCUGCAAAGCCUGAAGAAGAACAUCCACUUGGUGCAGAGCAGGGCUGCCCAGCUAGAGGCACAGACAAAAGCCGCGGUGGACAAAGCCAGCGAAACCCAGGAGUUCCUGGACAAGGAGAUGGCAAACAUCAUCAAGAACGAGACGUGGGCCUUCCUGGAGGAGCUGUUGGACUUCUUUGAGACCUACAUCUCCUGGGCUAAGAGCAGGCUGACGGGAGACGUGGCACGUUGCAAGCCCAUAGCUCAGACCCUGGAUAACGUGGAGGUCAUCACCUGCGACUACAUCCUGGACUCUCUGAACACCUUCUGGUUCAGCCUGGGCUGGUGUACUGUCUUCCUGCUGCCCAGCAUCAUCCUGGCAGUCAGACUCGCCAAGUUUUACCGGCGCAUGAACAUUGCUGAUGUCUACAGGAAUGAAGCCUUGGAGAUGCCACCCGCGUUCAACUUGUACAAAAUCCCCCGUCCAUCCACGCGACAUUAGCCCCUGUUGCCCAUGGCACAGGCAUGGAGCAGAUGGACACGGCUGCCCCAUCUGCUGCACCUUCUCCUUGGGUGCUGGGGAGCAGCUUGGGACCCCCAGCUGAAACCCCCUCCCCAGUUCCCAAUACAUGAUGAUGCCCUGGUAUGUGUGGGAGGGGGGGGCUGCCCCUUGCACUGCCCCAGGUGGGACUUCACCCCCACCCCACCAGACCCUGUGGGCUCAGGGCAGCUCACACUGUCCAUGCCACUGCAGCCUGUGCUGCUGGCCAAUGGGAACCUGCUCACCCAGGCUCCUCGCUUGAAAAAUAUGACUAAUUUAUUUUUGCAGGGAGCCUGACUUUUUCCAAGGCUGUGAUUUUCUUGGUGUCAAAUAAUAAAUGGGAUGUUUGUGUGUGCUGCAGGCAUGCAGCUGCGCUCUUCGUGUCUGGCUGCGAUGGAAAGGCACAAGGGUAGGGGCAGGGAGGGUUCCCCACUGCUGGCACAAGCUGGGGCUGUGCCGGGGACCUCUUGCCGGGGUCCCCAAGCGUGUUCUGCCCACAGCCAGCUCUCGGAGUCCUGACCCAGCCCAAGGGUCAAUGCAGGACCACUGCUCUGCGUCACCAAGGCUGGGUGACGUUCUCCUCACCGGGCAGCCCUUUGCACGGGCGGCUGGGUGGGUGCCAGGUCCCCCCUGGGAAAAGCCAUGCAAAAGCUUCCUGUCCAUGCCUCCCCCUCCCAGUGCAUGGGCACUUCCCCGUGCCCUCUGGCGACCCUGCCGUGUGUGGGUUUCCAGUUAGUUUAUGGGGUGCCUGCAGCUCACACCUCCCUCCCUCCACUGGGUAUGGUGGCACGGGGACUUUUGGUGUCCACCCCUGCACGUCCCACACUGCUGCGUGGCAUGGAUGGGCACAGCGAGAGCUGUGUGCACAGGUAAGCCAAGGGCUACUUGGUCUGCACCUGUGGUGGGGUGAGCACAGGUGUUACUUUGUGCUGCUCCUUGGCGCAAGCACAGGGACCAUCCCAAAAGCCGGGUCAGGCACGGGGGACGUACGAGAGCAGCUUGACUCAUUUCCUUCGUUGCACAGUCCAAGUCUGUCUGGAGCAAGCGACGGGGCCGAGCCGGCCAGCUCGCCCUCUGCUACAUGCAUCUGCUUUAUCGCUUUUUCCAUUUGCCUUCAGAUCUUCUAAUCACUAUUUUUUCCUUCAGGCGUUAUCUGAAGCUGCACCGGCCUUACCUCCUGCUAUCUCCCCCCAGCACCCGUCCUGACCACAAAGAGAGCCCUGUGCUUGCCUAUCACCCUGCUGAAUCUGUCCUGUGUGGUGGCUCAGCCCCUGCUCCCCCCAGGAUGCCCAUCCUUUCUGGUCCUCCGGGCAGGACUUUCCAGCACCAAUGGAGAGCAUUUAGCUCAGUUUCAUCUCCACUUGCUCCGCUUUUGCUCUCCCCCACCCUAAACCCUCAACCUCCCGAGCUGUGACUGUUUUGUGCUUGUCUAGGGGCCCCAUGGAAGUUUUCAUCCCCAAGCCCUAGACUGUCCCCACCGCACAGCGUUCCCCGCUUCCUCUUCCCUUGCUGUGCCGCGGGGACUGCUGCUGGCUUCAGUUUCCGCUCGCUGGCUUUGCAGGCACUGCUCCCUCACUGCUCAGCCUCCAGCUGCGGCCUUUUCUUCUCUGCAGAGCUAGUGCUGGAAGAUGGGGAGCUUGACCCUCCUCGUUUGCUGCAUCGCUGUGGCCACCUGCAUCCAAACCCAACCCUGGCAAUGAAAAUCUCCCCCCCAAAUUACCGCACAGCCUUGCCAAGGCAUGUGGCUUGCUCUCAGCAGCUCCCCAUUCAGCACUGCCCCAGGGCAGCAUCCCAGGCCCUGGGAUCCAUCCUCCUCCUCCUGAGCAGCCUUGGGAGGUGGGAGAGAGCAGCGUCAGACAGGGCCAGCAGCUGCUCGGGGAAGAGGCGAGGAUGGCUCAUUGCAAAAUGCCCACAGCGGCUGCCUCCUCUCACAUGAAGGGCAGCUGCCAGAAUCCACUUCCCUGGCGUGGGAGGGAAACUUGCAGUGCCCCACGGCCACAGCACAAGACCCACCAUAAGGAAGGUCUCAUCAAUAGCAGCCAGCCUCUAGAGAGCCGUUGCAGCAGUUCCUCUUCCCCUUUGCCAUACUUUCUUCCACCACAGGGACUUUCUGCAGCCGAGCCCUUGUCUGGGGGAGGCCCUGCCGCAUCUUUAAAGUGGUUUCACAAACCAGGAUCCCUCCAACAGCAGCUCUGCCACUGUGUGCCCAGGGCAGCAGGC
Molecule: messenger RNA, 5498 nt
Organism: Grus americana (Whooping crane)
Lineage: Eukaryota; Metazoa; Chordata; Aves; Gruiformes; Gruidae
Product: prominin-1-A-like
Exons: 25
Coding region: 840-3239 (799 amino acids)
Cellular component (GO): cell surface; cilium; apical plasma membrane
Molecular function (GO): cholesterol binding
Source: RefSeq, a predicted model, not a curated record